Molecule: messenger RNA, 1660 nt
Organism: Rosa rugosa (rugosa rose)
Lineage: Eukaryota; Viridiplantae; Streptophyta; Magnoliopsida; Rosales; Rosaceae
Product: F-box/LRR-repeat/kelch-repeat protein At2g27520-like
Exons: 2
Coding region: 187-1476 (429 amino acids)
Molecular function (GO): protein binding
Source: RefSeq, a predicted model, not a curated record
GAGUUGGUAGGACAUAAAAGCCUUUGAAGCAAAACAGUUGGGUGUACGAGGAGGAGAUCAGAUGAGCAGUCUGACGGAGGAGCCUUUCUUGGUCGUGAUCCUCUGCUUACGGAACUCUUGACCCUUAGAAAACCUCCGAUCACUGGUUCUGUUCAUUCAGGUAUUGAUUGAUAAAAUUGAAGAGUCAUGAUGGUGACAAGAAGCAAGAGUUCAGGCCUAUUAAAGUUAGUGGAGGAGAGGUUAUUGAAGAAGAAAACAGAGGAAGAGAAAAAGGAAGCACAAAUUUCAUAUAUCCCCAAGGACUGUAUCUCAAACAUCCUUGCACGACUUCCUGCUGACUCUCUUCAAAGGUCGAGGUUUGUUUGCAAACCAUGGUAUAAUGUAGUUAAAAACCCCAAAUUCAUUCAUGCUCAUCUCCAACGUUCUGAAUCUGUUUUGAUCUUUUUAACACCAAAUGUAAAGGAAAGUUUGCACCCUAUUUCUAAGAAGAUAAAAGUGGGAGAAAAUGGAAGGUCAUAUCCUAUGGCAUCUAACCUACAGGAGAAGCAAAACAAAAUUCCAGUUGAAUCAAAACUUUUUUACCCAAACAGUAUCCCGAUUUUUGGUCACCCAGCCUUAAAUUCUCCAAAAAAUUUUAUUCAGUUUCUGGAAUUUAAAAAUGGUAAGAGUGACAUAGGAGAAUAUGGUUUAAGCUGCUUGGGCAAUAAUAUUAGAGCCACCUGCAAUGGUCUAAUAUUGCUUGACAACAAAUUGAAGAAGGGAGGUGUUAUAGUCUUGAAUCCUGUGACUAAGAAGGUGAUUGCACUUCCUGUGGGUACCUUGUGUCGUCUUCUACAUCAAGAAUCAUAUGGUUUUGCACUGAGUGAUGUAACUGGUGAGUAUAAAGUAGUCCACUUGUUUCUGGAUCAGUUGGGGUUUGCUGGCUGUGAGAUAUUGAGCCUUAAUAAGAAAGCAUGGAGAGAGAUCAGUGGUCCUUCUUUUGGGCGCUUUGGUAUUAAUGGGUUUGGAUUUGCACCUGUUUCAGCAGCCGGAGCUUUGCACUGGAUUCUUCAUUUUAAUGGAAGCAAUUACGUAGUGUCCAUGGAAGUUGACAAGGAGAAGUUUCACCAAAUACCGCUCCCUAAGAGUUUCAGAACUCAUGAUAGGAUUAUUGAAAUUGGUGGCUCUUUAGGUUUUGUCAUUCAUGAGGACGUGAACCACAUUGACAUUUGGAUAUUGAAGGGUUUAUCUGGAGAAGGGUGGACAAAGCAGCACAGUAUCACAGUGGAUUCCAAAAUAGACAUGGUUCCACUUUGCAGUUUAAGAAUCAAGGGAGAUAUUAUUUUCCGUAGAUACAAAGACGGCUCUUUCUAUGCUUAUGACUUCCAACAGCAACAGAUGACAGAGAUUGGGAAGAUUAAUGGACUACCAAGGUGCCUGCCUCAUGUCAAUAGCCUUGUUACUUGGAUGCAAGCGAGUGAGGACAUUUUUGACUGACGUGCAGCAAUUGAGUGUGAUUUUCUAUAUGCUUGAAUUUCUCUUUAGUUUUAUUUGUUUAGUUGGAACUUGAAUUUUCUUCUCUUUAUAUGUAUAUAUAGCUCGCGUAUAAGAUUGAAUUGCCCUUUCUAUUUGGGCAUAGACUGUUCAUUUUCCAAUACAAUUGCUUAUAUAAGUUUGCUUA